GGAUGGCUAGAUUGACACUCGCCAAGAAUCUUGUCGGAGGCGCUUCGGCUUUUCCGUUGCCUUCUGGCGGGAAGAGCGAAGUCAGGUUCUGAAACUCACUCAAAACCCACUUGUAAGCCCUAACCGGUAGUUUCUUCACUCCCUGCUACAGAAGAAGAAGAAGAAGAAGAAGAAGAAGAAGAAGAAGAAGAGGCAAAAUCGAGUGCAUUAGCAGGAACACCAUGCAGUGGAUAACAACAAAAAAUGUCCUCGUUUCGCUGCCGCGAUGGCGUUCUCUUCCUCUUAUGCUUCGUUCUCCUGUUAACAAACGACUAUCUGCUUCACUCACUUCAACAACACUUUCACUUUGUUGUGUUAGGUACCACAGUACAGUUAAGAGCAAACAAAGGCAGCGGUUUCAGUCUGUGAGAGUGCCGAAUGUUUUGAGAGGAACCACAAAAUCGGCAGCUAAAAAAUUGAAGGAAUCUAAACCCCUUCUCGGGGAAAAAGAUCUUUCUCACAUAAUGUGGUGGCAGGAGAGGCUGCAGACCUGCAGAAAGCCUUCUACCAUUCAGCUUGUUAAAAGGCUUGUAUUCACCAAUUUGCUUGGUCUGGAUGUUAACCUAAAAAAUGGGAGUUUGAAAGAAGGAACGCUCAACUGGGAAAUGUUGCAAUUUAAAUCAAGAUUUCCACGUGAAGUUUUACUCUGUAGGGUGGGUGAGUUCUAUGAAGCCAUUGGGAUUGAUGCUUGCCUUCUUGUUGAGCAUGCCGGUUUGAAUCCUUUUGGUGGUCUGCAUUCAGAUAGUGUUCCAAGAGCUGGCUGCCCUGUGAUGAACUUACGGCAGACUCUGGAUGACCUGACACGAAGUGGUUAUUCAGUUUGCAUAGUUGAGGAAGUUCAGGUUCCAACUCAAGCUCGUUCUCGUAAAGGUCGUUUUAUAUCUGGGUAAUUAAUGAUUAAUAACUG
Molecule: messenger RNA, 946 nt
Organism: Macadamia integrifolia
Lineage: Eukaryota; Viridiplantae; Streptophyta; Magnoliopsida; Proteales; Proteaceae
Product: DNA mismatch repair protein MSH1, mitochondrial-like
Exons: 8
Coding region: 222-929 (235 amino acids)
Biological process (GO): mismatch repair
Molecular function (GO): mismatched DNA binding; ATP binding
Source: RefSeq, a predicted model, not a curated record